GAAUCCCUUCCCAAGAACUUCCUUCUUCCGUCCCAAUUCAUCGCCUAUCUUCCUCUCCUUUCUUUCCACCGCUCCCUCUGCAUUGUUCUCAAGCCAAUUGUGGUCUGACCUUCAUGAAUUGGAGAAGCAUCGGUCUGUUUUCUGUUUCCUCUAAAGCGGGAAACAAACACAUCACCCUUUUCUGGAUUUCGUCUUUCUUCUUCCCCAGGUCCUUUGGAAACGUUGUUGCAGUUGAGAAUUAUCUUCUAUUCAGGGUGUUGUAAGGUGUUCUUCCUUUGUAACCUUUGUUCUUGAGGAAGAACCGGGGGAGCGUUUCUCCAAAGUUUAAGUACACCAUGGUUUCCGCAGCAUUCUCACAACUUCUAGGGAAUAUAUCACUAAAACCACAAGAUGUCAUAGUGCCAGACGAUGCAGGGUUGGAGUUCUCUGAUGUGUUUGGUCCUUUGACACAUCAAGCACCAGAUUUAGAUGGAUUUCUUUAUGAGGAUCGCCCAAUAAUACACACUCGUUCUCAUUCUUUGGUUGGUCCAACAACAUGUACUAACCCUACACAGAGGCUUAGUAGACUCACAUUACGUGAGAAUGAGGACUCUUUAGAACUUGUAGCGGGGGUCAGUGAUGAAUCUGUCAUUGAUAAUGACUCUACUAUUAAGGAAGAUGAGGUUUUGACAAAUGCAGUUGUUGGUCUUGAAGACUUUGAGGUUUUGAAAGUUGUGGGCCAAGGUGCAUUUGGAAAAGUUUAUCAGGUGCAGAAGAUUGACACCUCUGAAAUCUUUGCAAUGAAAGUCAUGCGGAAGGACAAGGUUUUGGAGAAAAGUCAUACGGAGUAUAUGAUCAGUGAGAGGAAUAUACUCACCAAAAUUGAUCACCCCUUCAUUGUGCAGCUUAGAUACUCUUUUCAGACUAAGUAUAGACUCUACCUUGUUUUGGAUUUUGUCAAUGGGGGGCACCUUUUCUUUCAACUCUGCCGUCAAGGCUUGUUCAGAGAGGAUUUAGCACGCAUCUAUACUGCUGAGAUUGUUUCUGCUGUUUCGCACCUCCAUGAAAAAGGAAUAGUACACAGGGAUCUUAAACCUGAAAAUAUACUUCUGGAUGCAGAGGGUCAUGUUGUAAUAACUGACUUUGGUGUUGCAAAGCAAUUUGAUGAAAACUCGCGAUUCAACUCAAUGUGUGGAACACUGGAGUAUAUGGCACCUGAAAUUAUUCUUGGGAAGGGCCAUGAUAAGUCUGCAGACUGGUGGAGUGUGGGCAUUCUCUUGUAUGAAAUGCUCACUGGAAAGCCUCCGUAUUGUGGUAACCGACACGGUCUUCAGCAGAAGAUCAUAAAGGAUAAAGUUAAGCUCCCCAAAUAUUUGUCCAGUGACGCACACUCGCUGUUAAAAGGGUUACUACAGAAGGACGCCAAGAAGCGCUUGGGAAGUGGGCCGAAAGGCAGCGACGAGAUAAAAGCCCACAAGUGGUUGAAGCCCAUCAACUGGAAGAAACUAGAAGCUCGGGAAAUCCAGCCCAGCUUCUGUCCCGAAGUUGCCGGGAAACACUGCGUUGCCAACUUUGACGUGCAAUGGACGGGAAUGCCCCUGUCGGAUUCUCCAGCUGCCAGCCCAAAAGGAUGCGAGAACCCUUUCAGGGGGUUCACUUAUAUCAGGCCUACACCUUCAUCUCUCCAUGCCAAAUAAUGUUGUUUCAAAGACAACCUUUUCGUGACUCCAAACACUUUGGUUUGCAUAAAAUUGUUCUAGUUUUUCUGGUUCUAAUUUGAUUGGUUUUAAUUUGAUUGUAUUGUACUCAAAUUUCAUAAGAAUGAAUUGUGAACCUGAAU
This is a messenger RNA of Cuscuta campestris, 1819 nucleotides long. The record is from the annotation of a GenBank genome assembly. NCBI's taxonomy places the organism in Eukaryota, Viridiplantae, Streptophyta, Magnoliopsida, Solanales, Convolvulaceae.